This is a messenger RNA of Onychostruthus taczanowskii (white-rumped snowfinch), 800 nucleotides long. RefSeq names its product circumsporozoite protein-like. Lineage: Eukaryota; Metazoa; Chordata; Aves; Passeriformes; Passeridae. The record is from RefSeq and is a predicted model, not a curated record. The transcript is spliced from 2 exons. Bases 24 to 704 code for a protein of 226 amino acids.
UGGCGGCUGUCGGAGGGAGCAAUAUGGCCAGCGGCAAUAUGGCAGCCGUUGGGGGAAACAAUAUGGCUGGCAACAAUAUGGCUGCUAGCACCAAUAUGGCCGGCAGCAAUAUGGCAGCUGUUGGGGGCAGCAAUAUGGCUGGCAACAAUAUGGAAGCUGUUGGCGGAAACAAUAUGGCUGCCAGAAGUGAUAUGGCCAAUGCCAAUAUGGCUGCCGUUGGCGGAAACAAUAUGGCCAGUAACAAUAUGGCUGCCUUUGGGAAAAGCAAUAUGGCUGCCAGCACCACUAUGGCUGCCGUUGGCGGAAACAAUAUGGCCGGCAACAAUAUGGCUGCCAGCACCAAUAUGGUCGAUGCCAAUAUGGCUGCCGUGGGGAAAAGUAACGUGGCGGGUGGUAAUAUGGCUGCCGUUGGGGGGAGCAAUAUGGCCGGCACCAAAAUGGCUGCCGUGGGGGAAAACAAUAUGGUGGCCACAGUUCUGGAGAACAAAAUGGCCGACGCAAAUAUGGCUGCCGGCAAUAUGGCCGCCACCAACAUGGCUGCUGGAACCAACAUGGCUGACAAAUCCAACAUGGCUGCCGGAUCCAAGAUGGCGUCGGGGACACGCCCCUUUUCCUGCCCCAUCUGUGGGCGGGGCUUCGCCUCGGGGGCGGGGCUAAGGCGGCACCAGCGACGUCACAGCCCCGCCCCCUCCGGCACGGCUUAGGCCCCGCCCCCGGCGCGGAGUGGGCGUGGUUUGUGAGGGGCGUGGUUUGUGUUGGCCACGCCCCUGGGGGCGUGUCAAUAAACGCUGAGUCAGCAA